AUGGAAAUUUUUAAAUGCAAAUAUCUAAAUCAUGAAAAUGAAGAUAUCAUGGGAUUUUGCUUAAACCCGAAUUGCCAGUAAGCAACAUAAUUUUGUUUUUUAUGCUUGACUUAGAGUCAUACUGAUCAUUAAAAUGAUUGUCUUCGAUUUGUCACGAUUAAUUAAUAUAUCAAUUAAAUCAUAGAAGUAUUAAUACAACAUAAAACAUAAAUGAAUGAAAUUAUGAAUCAAAUGAAGAAUUGUUUUGAAUAGAUUUAAAAAUAGAUGGAUCAAGAAAUUAGAAUCUUAGAGAAUAUGAAUUAGAACCUAUUAAAUUAAGAAUACAAUACUUUCAAGUCAGAAAUAAACAAAAUCAAACAAUUUUACUCUAAAGAAAAAGAAAAAAAAAUAUGUAUUUCAUUUUGUUUAAUUUUAAUAGAAAAUGAAAUAAUAGAAUUCAAUUAAAUUCUUAAUACAAUCAAAAUUAUGGUAACUCAAUAAACACCUAUCAAUAAUCAAAUUCAAAUUACCGAAGAAAAUAAUACUUUGAAUUAAGAACCAAAAUAGGAAGAAGAAACGACUUAGGAAACUGAAAAAGAAUAAUAAUUAUCUUAUAAAAGUAAAAUUCAUGAAAGAGUAAAAUAGAUAAUGAAUUAACUGAAAGUCGAAAAGAUUAAGAGGCCAUAAAUAUUUUGAAUAACUCAACCUAACUAUUUGAUAAACAAGAUGAUGUUGAUAAAUGGAAUGGUAGCAUUUUUAGUAUUUAUAAUAAGGUUUUGUAUUACAAAAUUUAUAUAAAUAUCAAAAUGCUAUUGAGAGUCACGACAAAGCCAUUUCUUUAAAUCCUAAUAAUUAUAAUGAAUGGAACAAAAAAGGUAAUAUAAUUUAAAUAUUUGCAUAUAGGUUCUGCAUUAAAUAGUUUAACUAAAUAUUAAGAGGCCAUUAAAUGUUUCGAAGAAGCUAUUUCUAUAAAUCCUAAUUUUUCUAUUGCUUGGAACAAUAAGGGUAAUUUAAUUUAAAAUGUUUUUAUAUAGGUUUUGCAUUACAUAAUUAAAAUAAAUAUUAAGAAGCUAUUUAGUGCUUCGAAAAAGCUAUUUCUAUAAAUCCUAAAUUUUCUAGUGCAUGGAUCAAUAAAGGUAAUAUAAUAACUAAUAUUUAUAUAUAUAUAGGUUAUGCAUUACAAAAUUUAAAUAAAUAUCAAGAAGCUAUUGAGUGUUACGACAAAGCCAUCUCUCUAAAUCCUAAUAAUUAUAUGUCGUGGAAUAAUAAGGGUAAUUUAACUUAAAAUAUUUUAUAUAGGAUCUGCUUUACAUAAUUUAAAUAAAUAUUAAGAAGCAAUUAAGUGUUUCGACAAAGCUAUUUCUAUAGAUCCUAAUUUUUCAAAUGCAUGGAACCAUAAGGGUGAUAUACUUUAAAUAUUUGUAUUUAGGCUUUGCAUUACUGAAUUUAAAUAAAUAUUAAGAAGCUAUUGAGUGUUUAGAAAAAGCCAUUUCUAUAAAUCCUAAUUAUGAUAUAGCAUUUUAAAAUAAAGGUAAAAUAAAUUUUAAAUAAGGUCUUGCUCUACAUAAGUUAAAGCAAUACGAGAAAGCAUUAGUGUGUUAUAAUUAGGCUCUUUCAAUUUCAAUAAAUCCUAUCCGAUUAAAACUCAAAGGUAUUAAUCCUUUAUUAAUUUAAGCUGAUUCGCUAUUCGAAUUAGGAAUGAAAUUAGAAGCUAAGAAUUCUUAUUUGGCUGCUUUACAAUAAGGAUCAACAGAAAAAGAAUAUAUUGAGAAAUAAUUAAAAAAGUUAUGAAUAGUCC
Paramecium octaurelia is the source of this 1777-nucleotide messenger RNA. NCBI's taxonomy places the organism in Eukaryota, Ciliophora, Oligohymenophorea, Peniculida, Parameciidae. The record is from the annotation of a GenBank genome assembly.